UUCACCAUGGGGAAGCACACAGUUACAGACGCCAGCAGUGCUCUUCCAGAAGAAGAGUUUGAAAAGCAUGUUCUUGAAAUCCAGAAGGUUUGGAAUACUUCAGCAAGCAGUAGCUCACAUGUAGAUAUGCUGCUUAGGGAAUCCUACUGCAACAGAAGACAAUGGUUGCCAUAUCUACCAAAUGGAAAAUUGGCACCAAUACUGGAGAAAUUCCCAUGUUUUCAAGAGUCAAGCUAUGUACUGCGUGAAGUGGAACGCAUGUUGCUAUGUGAAAUAUCAACAUGGAAAGACAGAUUGGAGAAAAUUGUAGAGACUCUGAGUGAUCAAGUACCUUCUAGUACACGUAACAAUGAUGGAAGUGUUUAUUUUCUUGUAAAUGUGUCAGUUUAUUGGGUACGUGACUAUACACUUGCCCCAUCUGGCAUGUUUUCUAUAUAAGAAUACAUUUACGAAUUUUU
Molecule: messenger RNA, 458 nt
Organism: Portunus trituberculatus (swimming crab)
Lineage: Eukaryota; Metazoa; Arthropoda; Malacostraca; Decapoda; Portunidae
Exons: 2
Coding region: 7-438 (143 amino acids)
Source: RefSeq, a predicted model, not a curated record